GUGUGGUGUUGCUUCAUCGUUGACGACUAACUGUCCUUCUUCAUUUCGUUGUUAAUUAGGCCUCAUUUAACGCUAACAGUAAGGGGGUUCCUCCGCGUAAAGGAUGAUUACCUGAAUAUUUAGCACCGCCAAUAUUCAUUAGCAUAACGCUACAUCGCAUGAGUGCAAUGACUGCCCCAAUGGGCCCGGGGCUUUACAACGUCUCGCUGGAUAUGCUCAUGGGCCGAGACAUGGACCAGGACAGGCGCGAGCUGCUAGAAACCCUGCACAGGGCAUCAGCUGCCACCUCUACCACGGCAUCCGCGGACGUCCUGGGCGAGCCCGCCACCAAAAGGCAAAAGUUACAAAGCGAACCGCCGGUGGACAGCGCCGAAGCUGCAUUGCGUGGGGGCCGUAAGAAGCCACCAUGGACACCAGCAGAACAGGCCAUUGUUGCUAUAAAGCAUUGCGAGCUUGGGAACAGGUGGACUCAAAUUGCUGCUUAUCUUCCACUGAGGUCGGAAAACGAUGUCAAGAAUAUUUGGCACUCAACGUUGCGAUGCAAGGACACGCAGAAGAGGUCGUUUCUGCGCACAUACGCCUUGGCUGUGCACGACCACGCGUACGACUACGCCACUCGAAAGGCCAUGUUCGAUAUUGCCGUACGGCAAUGCGGCCCCCCGCCGCCCCAGGCGGCUGAGAUGAUAGCCCGUGUGCAGCUGAUGCUGGACCACCCUGAGCUGCAGGCGUCCCUGCAGCUGCAGCACGAGCAGGCGGAGCAGCCUCCCUUCCCGCAGCUAGGCCAGCAGCCCCCGCUGUUCCAGAAGAGGGAGGAGCUCUCCCAGCCGCAUCUCGCCCAGCUGCAACAGCAGCACCUCUUGCUGCUACAGCAGCACCAGCAGGGCCUUCACCGGCUGCAAGACGGGGACGACAUGGAGGUCGGUGGGGACGAGCAGCAGCACACGCGUCUCUACGACCCCCAUCGCCAACCGCAACAGCAGCAGCAUACGCAAUUCGAGGAUGAGGCGCAAGCAAGAAUCAGCGGCGGCAUCGGCCGUAGGCUUUCGGACAAGGACGCAGCAGGGGUGCGCCGGUCGCGGGCUGUCAUGGAGAACCCCUUCGGUGAACCCCUACACCGGCAACUCAGCGACUCCUACGGUGCUGGCCGGGCUGGGAGCCGCGGAGACGGUGGCCUAGACCCCAAUGGCGGGGGUGGGGGUUCGUGCAGUCUUGAGAAGCUCCAGGAGUUGAACCAGCAAAUCCAGCUGCAGCAGCAGCAGAAGCAGCUGGCGGCGCUGCUGCAGGAGCAGGCGCAGGCGGCCGCCGCGCUUCGAAACCAGUUCCAGCUGGGCGGAGGAGGAGGAGGCCACAAGGGCCCUGCGGCGGCCGGGGGUGAGGUCCCGGCUCCGGAGCACCCGCACCAGCAGCAACCGCCCCAGCUACCGCAACCCUCGCUGGGGGAGCUUUUGUCUCACCCGCGGCUGCAGCGGGCGGACUCCGGAGGGCUGGCUGGUGCAGCGGCGCUUCGGGGACCUGCUGCGAACGGUCUUGCAAUCGGCAUGGGCUGUGGUAAUGGCAACUGCGGCGGGAACGCCGGCAAGACCAGCAGCAGCAGCGGCAACAACGACAACACCCGGACCAACAGCGGCACCAGCAGCAGGGCAGGUGCGAAUGUGGCCGCUAACGGCGAGGAGGGCGCCGCCGCCGGCUGUCCCGGCGCCGUACAGGCUGAUCCCAUACUGCCCUUAGCGCUAUCUCAUGCGGCGGCAGCGGUGGCGGCUGCCGCUGCUGCCAACGCGGCCGGCAGCGCCACUGACGUGCAGCUGCCGCCGCCCCUCGCACUCAACCCCUCCGGCGGGGACUUGCCGCAGCCGGCGCCGGAACGCCCUUCAGGCUCCCUUCCCGCCAUUGGUAACCUGCUAGCCUUGCUGUACAAGUACAACAUCGAGCUGUCCCAGGCGUCAGGCGCCGGAGGGGGCGGCCCCGAGGCACGCAGCUGCCAACCUGUCGUACUUCUCCCGCCCAUGCCUGCUGCUGCCGAUGUGAAGGCUGCUACAGCUCCUGUCGCUACGGGUGCUGCUGCCAAUGCUGCGAGUGAAGCAGCGGCGGCGCCGGCGGCAGCUGACGUGAGCGAGGCGGCAGAGCGGGUAAGCAAGGUGAUUUCGUCUGUGGCAUCAGCGGCUGGAGGUGGUGGAGGUGGCAGCAGCACGCAAACACAGGGACUGGCUCUCCGGCCACUGGCACUGCGACCCCUAGCAACGAAGCCCGAGGUCGUCAGCGCGAAGGAGGAGGACAGUUCGGCUGGCGAGGCGGCGGGCAGCGGCCUUCUGAAGCUCAAGGACUCGCCCACGCGCACGACCCUUACACGCGGCGCCGGGGGCGGCAGCGUAGGCAGUCUGGCGGGGCUGCCGCCACCCGCGCCGCGACCCAGGGGUCUUCCCAUGUCGUACAAUCUGCAGGACGCUGAUGCGGAUGAGCUGGGAGCGGUGGAGGCGCUUGCUCUAGCCGCGCGGAUGAGUAGCCAGUCGAGCCGGGCGGGCGGGGGCGGGGGGGGCCGGCUGUCCGGGCACGGCGCUGGGUCUGCAUUCGGCAGCGUGGGUAGCGGCAGGUCUAGUGUGUCUAACCUGGGUGGGGGAAGCGCCGGUAGCGGCGGUCUUGCCGGCAUGCGUGGAGGGGCAGGGGCGGGGUUUGGAUCCGGGGCAGGGGCGGCAGCGGGAGCGUCUGCGGCACUUGCAGGUCCGAGCCCCGCCAAUGGCGGGUCCGCAGGCGCCGCCGCAGCUCUUGACCUGCUCCAUCGCACCUCCUCCUCCUCCCAGCGGGCGCUGCAGCCCACAGGGCGGGAAAGGCUGCUCCUGCAGCCCCUGCAUGGAGACCCGCCGUCGCUGCUGCAGCCGCAGCCCUCGCUGCCGCUCCCGCCGGGGUCCCGGCCGGGGUCGCUGCUGCCCAACCUGCAACGGCUGGGGUCCAUGCCGCAACAGCCCCCCACGCAGCCGCCGCCGCAGCAGCUCAUGUCAAGAGGGGGCGUGGGAGCGCUGGGGCCGCCACCGCCCCCGGCAGCGCUGCCUACCGCUCCGCCAGCGGGGCCUUCCUUGGAUGUGGUUUCGGUGCUGAAUCUGCCGGGACUUCGGCGGCAGGUGGUGGAGCUGCCGCCCCAGGCGCUGCUGGCGUUGCUCAGCUCCCCCGCGUUUGGGGUGGACUGCGAGGCAAGCGUGUUGCUGCUGGUGGCGCUGUGGGUGCAGUACAAUGCGGAGAGCGUCACGUCGGAAACCGUGCGGGCAGUGUGCGGUGCCGUACGCGUGGCGGCGCUGGGCGGAUUCCACCUGUCCGCGGUGCUGCCACAGCUGCUGACUGACCCACGGGUCGUCGGGGCCAAGAGCACCAUCAACAACGGUAAAAACGGCGACAGGUGGUUUGACAUGCGAGUGGAGGAGUUUGCCUUCCUCACCAACUUUGUCCGGGCGGGUUCCGUGGAGCGGGCACACCUGGUGGAUGCCGCACGAAAGGUGUACGACUGUACGUCUCCCUGGUACAACACCUCGCCGCGUUGUCUUGCCGUGCCGUCGGAGGGCUUCUCCUUCAAGUGGCACAUUCCGCAGCAGGGGCUCAGGGACGCGCUAGGCGGCGGGGUGCAGACCCACGCCGCUUUCGCUCUCAACAACGAAGCCGCCAGCGCCCUGGCGGACGCAGACGGCUCCGGCCCGGACGGCUGCCUUGCGUUGCCGUACAUCAUGUGUCGCGGCCUGGAGUGGCACUUGUUCGUUGACUGUCAGCACCGCAAUGGCACCGCCGGCAGCAGCGGCGCCAGUGGCGGCUCCGCAGCCGGUGUGUUCCUCUACUGCCGGGUGCCUAGCGCCCUGAAACCUCGUGGCGGCGCCGGCGGCGGCGGGGGUGCUGACGGCAAUGACGGCAUCAUUGGCGUCGUUCCUGGCGGCGGCAUUCGUCUGAGUGUGUACGGCUGGCGUUGCGGGCGGUUGGAGGAGGUGUUUGUGUGGACGUUUGGCGAUGAGACGUACUUCACACCCGAGGCAGCCAUGGGUUGCCCCGCGGCGCUGCCCCUGCGGAAGCGUCCCGGCAGCCCGGCGGGGGGCGGCGGCGGGGAGGAGAGCCUGGCGUCCUGGGGGGAUUACCUGCAUGAGGGCGGGCUGAGGGGGACGUUGACGUUCUUGCCGCUGCAGCCGGGGAGUGGGAGGUAGGGGCAGGGGUGUUGAGAGGUGGUGUGGGGGGGGGGCAUGCUAAGGAAUGGGAUGAGGCGAGGAGAGGGUUGGCAGUGCUGGUGCAUGGUGGUGGUGGUGUUUGGGGUGCAUUGGAUAUGCCACAAUGUCGAGUACACGAGCUUGGUUUCGGAGCCGCGCGCAUGUCAUGUGCCGCGUGCCGUACUACUAGUUGGGUCGUACCGUCGGCGCACUGACUUUUACAUGUGUUUAGCAUCUGAGGACGCGUUACGCAAGACAGCUGAGAGGAGCAGCUAUGUAGCAGUUCCGGGUUACUUUGUGUUGUUUUCCCCUCGCUUGCGUGAAUUCGGCAGCAGCAGCGAAGCUGGGGCGGUUGCAGCAGGGUGCGAGUGUGCACGGUCUCUCAGCGGCAACUGCCAAGCUAUACGGGCUGCCAGGCGUCACGCCUUCCCUUAACUAAUCUUGCUUAUCUAGGAGGUGUUGCGGUGUGUGAUUAGGGGCUAUUAGCUUUGUUUGUCUAACUGACAAAAGGGCUAAGCGCCUAAGUUGUAGCGUGCUUUACCAGCACAGGGCUAGCGCGAUAUGCCCCUGUUGUGCGAUUGGGAUACACCUCUGUUCAAGACGAGAGGUUGCACUACGGGGAUGCUAUUUCAUGGGAUGAAGUAAUCCCAUCGCGGAAGGGUCCUGGCCGGCGACACUUUGAACCUCAGAGGGUCAACGAGACCUUUGCCCACCUACCUACCUACCUGCAUUGUAUGUUCAUAUACCGGUAGUUCCCAGGGAGUAAUGUUUCAGUUGACGUCUUAUGUCCUUGCGAACGCUACGGCCCUACCUUAGUCUGCGCGCUGGGGCCGUCAGGAACGUGCAAUCACUAUGUGUGUGUUAAAAAAGCUGGCCUGUGUGUGUGUCCUUGUUUUUUGUGGUUACGGAAACGGGAAUCACCGUCAUGUGUCUUCUAUCAGUCGUGUGCUGAAAGAUAGCCUCCUAUGUCGUACGUGGUUACCCACGAAUGCCACGAACAUGGGUUGAUGCCUUGUCACAUGGCAGCGCCGUGUCACGUCGCUGCCCGUGCAGACCCAUUUCCUGAGCCUUUGUGCAGGCGUUAUUGCGUUUGUUUGGAGGGUUUUAACUACCAAUGUUGUGCAAGAGUAAACAAUGGAAAGGAAUAGGUGUGUUAACGUAUGGUGGUUUCUUUGCGUGCCUAGCUGGAUGCUGUGGGUGGGCGGGUGGCGAGGUGCUGCUACAGAGGCGGUGUUGGGAGGGAGGUUCAGCGCAACGUUGCCUUUGCUCAUCUCCGCCGGAUGUCAUGCCAUGUAUCUUUGGAAGUGACCGCGUCUUUUUGUUUGCAUGCUUGAUGGCUGGGCUGCAGCGGGCAGGUUGCUCUGCCCAGCGCAAUGCCCUAAGUGUACUAAGCGCAUAAUUGCCGUUUACUUUGGAACCGUUGAGGACUUGACCGUUCUGGACGCAGCAGGAAGUCACGGAGAGAGAAGUGCAUGGGGCAGAGACCUGACACGGGAGAGUGGCGGUUGCAGACUACGAACAUUCUUGUGCCUCUUGCUGAGCACCCUUGGUUGCUUGCUUGCUGUGUGGGGAAGUUGUUGCGGUGUUGUAGUUGUGCUUUAGUUCCCGGUUGCGUUGGUAUGUAUUGGCCUGAAGGCUGACAGCGGUUGCAAAGAUACAAGGGAAGCGGGAGCUGUGUAAAAGGGGUGAGGGUGGUUCUGACACCCGUGGUACGACCCCCUUGUUGCUACCGGUAUCAAUCCUUGGACCUGUUUGCUGUUGAAGCCAAGGCAACAACGGGCAUUCUAUUCAUACGGGUGUUCAUUCCAUUAGCGGUGACAAAUCACGGUGCGUGGCCGAGAAUGUGAUGUGUUGACACGUUUGGCCGUGUCGGUGUAUGUGAAUGAAUGAGUGACUGUUACAGUGCUUCCCUGAAAGGGAGCAUGGGUGUAGGUAUCGCAGCGGAUGGGGGCAACGGAUAAGGAUGUUGCGAUAUCGCAACAUCCGGGUGCUCAGCCGCCUCACCGGCUGCCCGCCUGGCGCCGGAGAGAGCUGCCGUGCGCCAGGUGCCUAAUGUAGCAACUGAGCCUCCUCAACUCAUCACAUGAUGCCACGUGGCACCGUCCAGCAUGCGUUGCUUCCAUGCACUGAUUGUCGUACGGCAAUUACCGUACCUCAACGACUUCCCUGCCGACUGGAGGCUCCUGUCACUGGUUAUGGGGGAUCAUGUAGGGUUACGACACUGGCCGGCAUGUGCAGGGACAGCUGAGUCCAUGGUUGCCAUGGUUCACUUGCAGGUGCCAUUGCACUGAAUGCUGCUGUGGUAUGGACCGUAUAACCCCGCUUGACGUCAGAAAGCGCUCCUCCUGCAAGUGUGCCUGCAACGGCGGGGGCUCCGGAGGUGGUGCGGGCAUGUGCAUGUGCAUGCAAGACUGGGCGGUGUGUGUGUUAAAAUAACUGGCCGCGUGUGUGUGUGUGCGAUGAUGCUAGUUUGCCCCGUGUGUGCUGCGGCACGUGCUGAUGUCAGCCCCGGGAUAAGAUUGAAUGAAUGCUACAAUGGCUCCCUAACAGGAGGGAACACGGGGGCGCACAUACCGGUACAGCUCCCGGCAGGGGGCACCGGGGCAGGGCAGGGAGGAGCGGUGUUUGAUGUGCCCGAUGUGCCAGGGAGGACACAACAGCGGGGUAUUUAAGGGCUCGUUUGUCCGCAGGGCUAUCCCCGCGUGACAUGCGCGGGAUGCGGGUGCAUGGGACGCCAGAUUGACACUUGUACUAUCCCGCGGUUGGCUGUUGGGGUAUUAUUCUACGGAGUACGGCGAAUGACCUGUACGGCAAAUCAAAAUUCGGUGUGGAUAGCUGGCAGCGAGGCUUAAAACACCUGUUAUAUAAAUCCCACAGGGAUAGCUGCAACAUCCAAACACUGUAAACACUAAAAACCAGUGACAAAUUGAUAAAACACGUUGUCAUUAAAGUCGCUCA
Molecule: messenger RNA, 7130 nt
Organism: Astrephomene gubernaculifera
Lineage: Eukaryota; Viridiplantae; Chlorophyta; Chlorophyceae; Chlamydomonadales; Astrephomenaceae
Source: the annotation of a GenBank genome assembly